Molecule: messenger RNA, 1560 nt
Organism: Drosophila takahashii
Lineage: Eukaryota; Metazoa; Arthropoda; Insecta; Diptera; Drosophilidae
Gene: Efr
Product: ER GDP-fucose transporter
Biological process (GO): transmembrane transport
Cellular component (GO): endoplasmic reticulum membrane; Golgi membrane
Molecular function (GO): UDP-N-acetylglucosamine transmembrane transporter activity; UDP-xylose transmembrane transporter activity
Source: RefSeq, a predicted model, not a curated record
AUAUAUUAUCAGCUGUUCAGCAACAACAGCAGGCGGUAGCGACGACAACUACAACAAAACAACUAGAUUGUAAUCAAGCUGUUAACAGUUAUUAGCGAGCUACCAAAAAAAAAAUCGGCGCAGUUCCAAUGCGCCCAACGAACGGUAAACAGCAAUUCAAGGAGAGCCCAUAGAGAGAGACAGAAAAACGGUGAAGGUCGCGCGGCGAAUGCUAUGCGGUAGAGGGAGAGAGAGAGAGAGAUAAUUGAUUCGCAGCGAAACGAGGCAGAAACAAAACAAAUCGAGAUCCGUCACCAAACCGGAUUAACCAGCAUCUGCAUCUCGUGUCUCCCGCGGAUUAGAAUAUCUCCCACUGUGAAGAUAUGGCUAUCAAUAUGAAGGCCCUGCUGGGCAUGCUGUUCGUGUUCAUCGGCUGCUGCAGCAACGUGGUCUUCCUGGAGCUGAUCAUUCAGAUCGAUCCGGGAGCGGGUAACCUGAUCACCUUCGCCCAGUUCCUGUUCAUCGCCUUGGAGGGUCUCGUCUUCACGUCCAAGUUCUUUACGGUGCGCCCAAAGAUCGCACUCAAGGACUACGUUAUCCUGGUGGCCCUGUUCUUUGGGGCGAACGUUUGCAACAACUAUGCGUUCAACUUUAAUAUACCCAUGCCGCUGCACAUGAUCUUCCGCAGCGGCUCCCUGAUGGCCAACAUGAUCAUGGGCAUUGUGCUGCUGAAGAAGCGCUACAAUUUGCGGCAAUACAGCUCCGUGGCCAUGAUCACGGCGGGCAUAAUACUCUGCACUUUGGUCUCCAGCGGCGACGUCAAGGAUAACACACAUCAUAGUCUCAAAGUGGAUACCUCGUACUCGGACUUCUUCUGGUGGUCCGUGGGCAUUGGCCUGCUGACCAUCGCCCUGCUGGUCACCGCCUAUAUGGGCAUUUACCAGGAGGUGAUAUACAAGAAGUACGGCAAGCAUCCCAGCGAGGCGCUCUUCUUCACGCACAUGCUGCCCCUGCCGGGAUUCCUCAUAAUGGCAGGGAAUAUAGUCCAGCACUUUGGCAUUGCCUGGUCCUCGGAACAGGUGGCGGUGCCCCUUCUCGGAGCCCUUGGAUUGGAGUGGAAAUUUCCGCUGAUGCUGUUCUAUCUGCUGUGCAAUGUGGUCACCCAGUAUGUUUGCAUCAGCGCCGUCUACGUGCUGACCACCGAAUGUGCCUCGCUGACCGUCACCUUGGUGGUCACCCUGCGCAAGUUCGUCUCGCUGCUGUUCUCCAUCAUCUACUUCCGGAAUCCCUUCACCCUCAACCAUUGGCUGGGCACCAUCCUGGUCUUCUUCGGCACCAUACUCUUCGCCAACGUGAUCAACCAGGUGAGGGACGCCUAUCGGCAGAGGAAGAGCGGAAAGGGACGCUUCGACACGGCGCCGCUGGCCAAGAAGGUGGAGUAAUCCCAUCCAAGGGGCUGUGCUGGAUCCAUCUGCUGCAGAGGCCAUUAGCCAUUAGUUUGUUUGUACAUAGAAUACGCUUAGUGUGUCUUGUUUGUAAUCCCUGAGAAUAUACAUUUUUAAUUGUUCUUUUUUUUUUUAA